Molecule: messenger RNA, 2355 nt
Organism: Aphidius gifuensis
Lineage: Eukaryota; Metazoa; Arthropoda; Insecta; Hymenoptera; Braconidae
Gene: serp
Product: chitin deacetylase 1
Exons: 5
Coding region: 319-1908 (529 amino acids)
Biological process (GO): carbohydrate metabolic process
Cellular component (GO): extracellular region
Molecular function (GO): protein binding; chitin binding; hydrolase activity, acting on carbon-nitrogen (but not peptide) bonds
Source: RefSeq, a predicted model, not a curated record
UCAGCCAGUCUGUAUGCGGUACCUACGGUCCAAGGUCCGCCCCAACCCCCACAUAGUGUCAUUUUAAUUUUCACAGGACAAUUGAAAAUUUUUUUUUAUAUAAUAUUUAUUUAUUAUUAUUAAUAUUGUACAUAAUUUAUAAUUAAUUAUACAAUUUUGUGCAUGUUGAAAUUCGCGAAAGUGGUGUAAGCCUAACUUGUUUUUUUUUUAUUUAUUAUUUAAAUUUAUUGUUGAAUUAAAAGGUCAAAUUUAAAUUGGUAAAUUAAAAAAGAUAUAAAAUAGCGAAUUUGUGAAAUUUUAAGACGAGGAGAAAUUAACAUGAGGAUAAUGAAAUCCUCAUUGGUGAUAUUGCUGCUUGGGGCAGUUGCAAUUUCUCAGGGUCAGGAUGAUAAAAAAGCUGAAAGCUUUGAAAGUGAAAUUUGCAAGGACAAGGACGCUGGUGAAUGGUUCCGGCUAGUUGCCGGUGAAGGUGAUAAUUGUCGUGAUGUUAUACAAUGUACAAGUUCUGGUCUUCAAGCAAUAAGAUGUCCAGCUGGUCUUUAUUUUGAUAUUGAUAAACAAACAUGUGAUUGGAAAGAUUCAGUUAAAAAUUGUAAAACUAAAAAUAAAGAACGUAAAGUUAAACCAUUAUUAUUUACUGAAGAACCAUUAUGCCCAGAUGGUUCAUUAGCAUGUGGUAAUUCAGCUUGUGUUGAACGUGGUCUUUUUUGUAAUGGUGAAAGAGAUUGUGAAGAUGGUUCUGAUGAAAAUUCAUGUGAUAUGGACAAUGAUCCAAAUAGAGCACCACCAUGUGAUCCAGCUGUAUGUGUAUUACCAGAUUGUUUUUGUUCAGAAGAUGGUACAACAAUACCCGGUGAUUUACCAUUAAAAGACGUACCACAAAUGAUAACAAUAACAUUUGAUGAUGCUAUUAAUAAUAACAAUAUUGGUCUUUACAAAGAAAUGUUUAAUGGUAAACGUAGAAAUCCAAAUGGCUGUGACAUCAAGGCAACCUUCUUUGUCUCUCACAAGUAUACAAACUACUCAGCCGUUCAAGAGAUGCAUCGUAAAGGUCAUGAAAUUGCUGUACACUCAAUAUCACACAAUGACAGUGAACAAUUUUGGUCUGAUGCUUCAGUUGAUGAUUGGGCAAAAGAAAUGGCUGGUAUGAGAAUAAUUGCUGAAAAAUAUGCAAAUUUAACAGACAACAGUGUUGUUGGUGUACGUUCACCAUAUUUAAGAGUAGGUGGAAAUAAUCAAUUUACCAUGAUGGAAGAACAAGCAUUUCUUUAUGAUUCAACAAUAACAGCUGCUCUUAGUAAUCCACCUCUAUGGCCUUAUACAAUGUAUUUUAAAAUGCCACAUCGUUGUCAUGGUAAUCUUCAACAUUGUCCAACAAGAUCUCAUGCAGUUUGGGAAAUGGUUAUGAAUGAACUUGAUAGAAGAGAAGAUCCAGAAAAUGAUGAAUAUUCACAAGGUUGUGCUAUGGUUGAUUCAUGUAGUAAUAUAUUAACUGGUGAUCAAUUUUAUAAUUUUUUGAAUCAUAAUUUCAAUCGUCAUUAUGAUACAAAUCGUGCACCACUUGGUCUUUAUUUCCAUGCAGCAUGGUUAAAAAAUAAUCCAGAAUUUCUUGAUGCAUUUUUAUAUUGGAUUGAUGAAGUAUUAGCAAAUCAUAAUGAUGUUUAUUUUGUAACAAUGACACAAGUUAUACAGUGGAUACAAAAUCCACGUACUGUUACUGAAGCUAAAAAUUUUGAACAAUGGAGAGAAAAAUGUGUUGUUGAUGGACCACCAGCAUGCUGGGUACCACAUAAUUGUAAAUUAACAUCAAAGGAUGUACCAGGUGAAACAUUAAAUCUUCAGACUUGUGUUAGGUGUCCAAAUUAUUAUCCAUGGUUGGCUGAUCCUACUGGUGAUGGUUUUUACUAGAUACAAAACAUCAAAAAUGAAUAAAAUUUAAUUAAAUAAUUUAAAACAAUAAAAUGACCUAAUUUCUUAAUCAAUGGUCUACCAAAAAUAAAAAAUAAAAUCAAAUAAAAUCAUGCCUCGAUUUAACAACAACAGCAAGUUGUAAAUUUUGGAAAAAAAAAUUUCCACAUGUAUUUGAAAGCAAAGAAAAAAAAAAAAAACAAAAAAUUGUAAAAAUCAUAUAAUUUUUUGUUUCUUAAUCCUUUUCUUGAUUUUAUUUUUCGCUAAUUUCUUGUCUCUCUCUCUCUCUCUUUCUCUCCCUUUUUUUUUAAUCUGUUGAAUUUUUUUAUUUCAAAUUUUUUUUUUCUUUUGCUUUCAAACGAUCCUCAAAAACUUCCAGCGAGCUUAAGACCAUAAUCCUCAUAUAUUUUUUUCAAGGAUCUACCAAGUUGCUCGCAAAAAUAAAAA